UUUUGGAAAUCGGACGGCUGAGAUAUCAUUUUGAGAAAGCUGUGAAGCUCCAAAUUCCAAGGCUGGAUUGUGUUUCUAUAAAGCGCAGACUUUUUUUAGAACAUGCGGCCGUAUUUGGUGCCUUAAACAAGGCGGCGUCGGAUAGAGGAGCGCCGCCGCAUACGACGGCGGAAGAGAGUGAAAGCGCGGAGGAGAUGGGCCAGAGGCUGAGCUGCAGAGCCGGCCAUGAAAAUGGGUUUUUCAGAGCUAUUGAGUUGGGUGAAUUGGAAACCCUAAUUUCUCUGCUGGAAACAAACCCUUCUCUCAUACACCAAACUUCUCCCCACACUCGCGAUUCUGCACUUCAUUUUGCCGCCGCCCACGGCCACAUUGAGAUUCUGUCUCUGCUUCUGGAGCGAUAUGCGAUUAAUCCAGAUGAGGCGAAUGGUAAAAAACAGACGCCGCUGAUGUUGGCUGCAAUGCAUGGCAAGAUCUCAUGUGUUCAAAAGCUUGUUGAAGUGGGAGCAAAUAUUUUGUUGUUCGAUUCGGUUGGGAGGAGAACUUGUUUGCAUUACGCGGCUUACUAUGGCCAUUCUGAUUGCCUCAAAGCCAUUCUGUCAGCUGCUCAUUCAAGCCCCAUAGCUGUUUCAUGGGGCUAUGCACGGUUUGUGAACAUUAGAGAUGGGAAAGGGGCGACCCCGCUACAUCUGGCAGCACGUCGGAGACGAGCAGAAUGCGUUCAUAUUCUGCUCCAAAAUGGCGCCCUUGCAUGUGCUUCAACUUGUAGAUACGGGUUUCCAGGAAGCACGGCUCUUCAUUUGGCUGCCAGAGGAGGGUCUUUGGACUGCAUUCGGGAACUCUUGGCUUGGGGUGCCGACCGUCUUCACACCGACUCGGCUGGGUACGGACAUGCAUCUCAUUUCUUCAUUUCUUAA
Momordica charantia (bitter melon) is the source of this 914-nucleotide messenger RNA. NCBI's taxonomy places the organism in Eukaryota, Viridiplantae, Streptophyta, Magnoliopsida, Cucurbitales, Cucurbitaceae. The record is from RefSeq and is a predicted model, not a curated record.